Molecule: messenger RNA, 670 nt
Organism: Cladocopium goreaui
Lineage: Eukaryota; Dinophyceae; Suessiales; Symbiodiniaceae
Source: the annotation of a GenBank genome assembly
AAAUUUCUCUAUUUUCCUUGCGCCAGAAAUUUGGGGUUCAAGGGGAUUCUCCAUAAGUGCCCCUUAGUGCCGUAGUGAGUAUGGAGGAUGAGCCAGAAGUUGUUCAAGAAGAUGGCGGAGGCCGAGGACCACGACCCCGCGGCCCAGUGACUGGUGGCUGGGGAUUCGAUGAUGGGGCGCAAGGUGGACCAAGAAUGAGUGCAGAACCCCCAUCUCCACCCCAGAGAGGCCACAAGGGUCACUUUGAAGAAGAUGAUGAAGCCGUUCCAACAAUCCCAGAUUUGGAGGAAGAAGCUGAGGAAGACAUUACAAGGCAGGUUGCAGCUCCUCCCGUUGCAGCUCCGUCAUUAGCACCCCCUGUGCGCACCGUGCGGGAGCUGGAUGGUGCAUUGAACAGUCGUGGCACCCAGCUGCCCACAAGCCCAGAGGAAGGUGUAGAUUUGGCACCGUUGAUGCAGUGCUUGUGCUCAGAUCGCCAGGUCUUUGAGCAGGACAGCACUUGGGACCAUGAGCUUAUCUUCCAGGAAGUAGCAAGUGCCAUCAAUCAAGAUAUGACAGGAGAUGAAGAGGCCGAUGAGCUGGAUCUUCAAAGGUGAUGAGCUCCCUGUGGAGAAGAUGUGAAUGCGCUUGCAGGACUGAGAGCCAACUUGCUGUGCCGCAGUUCCAAAAA